AGAAAUGACAUUUUGAAAUUAAACAACAAUAUUUGAUUUUUGAGUUCAAAACCAAAACUUUAUGGAGUAAAAAGUUAAUAACAUUGUUGUGUAUUUGAUUAAUAUUAUAUGAAUGGUUAUACUGCGUUUUUAGUUACUUUAACACCCGUGUUUUUGCGUCGGGGGCUAAAAAUAAAUUAUUAAAAUGAAAUUAAUGUGUAAAGUUGAGGUUGUAAACAGGAUUCAUAGUAACUUGAACAUUCGAUCUAGUGGAAAAUACAUUAAAUCUACUUUAGCUAUAGGCAAAGAACCCAAAACUGACGCAGAAUUCUUUAUUCUCCAUUUCUCAUCAGUUAAUAAAACUGGAACAAAGUAUAAAGUGAAAUUUAUAAAGCAAGUUUUUGUUAAAUGUUUAAAUGAAGGCAAAGCCACAAUAAGAUUUGAUGAACCACCUCAUGACUUGUGCGUGAAAAGUGAAGUUGUACAGUUAAAGAGUUUUCUUAAUUUAUUAAAAUCAUGUUUAACUGGAGAUACUAAAAGUUUGAAAGUUUCAAACUUGUCAUUAAUUGGUGUUACUGUUAAAGAUAAUGCUCCCACGAAAUUAACAGUAGCGAGUCGCGCUGAUAUUCCUACAAAAGGUUUUCCAAGAACACUUGAAGCUCUUUGUAUGGUCGGGAUUAAGUUGCACAAUUUUCGUCGUGACAUUCUUUUAUUGAACCGAUUGACUGUGCUUGAUUUAAGCAAUAAUGAAAUAGAAAAAAUUCCUUAUGAAUUUGCAAGAAUGCCUGCCUUACGUGAGCUGUACUUGGCCAACAAUGCACUUGGGGAACCAACAGAUAUUGAUUGGAGAUGGUUGUUAGGACCACAGAUUACAAAGACAUUGAGACUGCUAGAUCUAAGUGGUAAUAGAUUAAAAGAUCUUCCUAAAGAUAUAUGGAAAUUGGUUAAUUUAGUAACAUUUAAAUUGGACAAAAAUAUGCUUGAGAAGAUUCCAGCUUCUUUAGGACGAAUUAGAAAUCUAAGAUUCCUCACACUAAGUCAGAAUAAUUUAAAAUCUCUGCCAUGCAGCCUCAUGCAAUGUCGGUUUGAACAAUUGGAUUUAAGUUUGAAUAAAUUUGAAAAUAAGGAUAUGAAGUUUAAACAAGAUAAUCUAUCGCAAUGGGAUUUCUGUAUAGGCAGUUUAGUGCACAUGUCAGCAAAAAUAGUGUUAAGAAACAAUAUAUUUUAUGCACCAUAUAUUAUACCCAGGACAUUAGUUGAAACACUAGAUAAUGCAAAUGUGUGUGUUUGUGGAAGACCAGUUUUAAAUAAUGUAUAUCUUAUUAAACAAUUUGACUUCAAAGACUGUUUUAAACUGGUUACUUUAUUGAAUAAUAAUGUUAAUAGUGCAAUUGAUUUUGAAUGUUAUUUCUGUUCACCAAAAUGUCUCUUGAAAUAUAAUAUGUGAUCGAUUUUA
Molecule: messenger RNA, 1435 nt
Organism: Colias croceus (clouded yellow)
Lineage: Eukaryota; Metazoa; Arthropoda; Insecta; Lepidoptera; Pieridae
Gene: Lrr47
Product: leucine-rich repeat protein 1
Exons: 4
Coding region: 185-1426 (413 amino acids)
Molecular function (GO): protein binding
Source: RefSeq, a predicted model, not a curated record